Fusarium proliferatum ET1 is the source of this 555-nucleotide messenger RNA. Its product is annotated as related to MNT3-alpha-1,3-mannosyltransferases responsible for adding the terminal mannose residues. The coding region runs from base 1 to 555 and encodes 184 amino acids. NCBI's taxonomy places the organism in Eukaryota, Fungi, Ascomycota, Sordariomycetes, Hypocreales, Nectriaceae. The record is from RefSeq and is a predicted model, not a curated record. Gene Ontology annotation, biological process: protein O-linked glycosylation. Gene Ontology annotation, cellular component: Golgi apparatus. Gene Ontology annotation, molecular function: alpha-1,3-mannosyltransferase activity. The transcript has a single exon.
AUGAACAAAUCUCUUAUAUGGACAAAAGACUACGCUGAAGAAUGCGAUUCUGGUGUAGUAGUCCUCAACAAGGCACGAGUAAGUACUCUUGUUGGCCUUCUACAUGUCGCAUGGCAGAAUACAUAUGAAGUUCGAGAGGAAGUCACUUACAGGCCAGGUCACGGGGACAAGGAGUCUUGGUGGCUUGGCCUUGAGCUUGGCGGGUCCAGCUAUGAGUUUGAGUCGCACUACGGUUCAAUGAUUGGCUGGGGUGAAGGUAGAGGAGCAAACGUCACAAAAGUUUGUAGCUUUGUCAUUGCUCAUACUGAUGAGAAGGACAAGCUCUUAUGGUACAAUGGAAGCCUGUUGAAGAACAAGCGUGUGGACCCAGAUGGCUACGAAGUCCCAGAGUACUGGAUGAUGGAUGGCAAAUGGCACAAAGGAAGGACAAAGGACGAUAUGAGUUGUAUGACUGAUACGGAAGUACUGGAACUGACCGCGGAGGAGAAGCGUGUAUUGCGGGAGAGCAUUGAGAUUGCUAAGAAGGUAGAUAUUGCCCUCAGAGGCACAGUAUAG